AUGUCGUCCUCACAAAUGAAGGAGCUCAGUGAAAUGCCUGCAGAGCUUGCUCGUGAAGGCACACAAUUCAUCAAGCGAUGCCAAAAGCCUAGUCUCAAGGAGUUUUACGGGAUUGCGCAGGCCGUGUCUCUUGGCUUCCUCGUUAUGGGCUUCGUUGGCUUCAUUGUCAAGCUCAUUCACAUCCCCAUCAACCGUGUCUUGGUUGGCAGCUCGUAG
Protomyces lactucae-debilis is the source of this 216-nucleotide messenger RNA. RefSeq lists its product as uncharacterized. Gene Ontology annotation, biological process: protein targeting; post-translational protein targeting to membrane, translocation. Gene Ontology annotation, molecular function: transmembrane protein transporter activity. Gene Ontology annotation, cellular component: Ssh1 translocon complex; membrane. The transcript has 3 exons. The record is from RefSeq and is a predicted model, not a curated record. Lineage: Eukaryota; Fungi; Ascomycota; Taphrinomycetes; Taphrinales; Protomycetaceae. The coding region runs from base 1 to 216 and encodes 71 amino acids.